AACAGUCAUCAUGCUUUCCUGAACAGAAAGCGGAAACAAAAGAAAGAAAAAAAACCUACACACCCUGGGUGAGUGAGUGAGCGGCUGUAUGAAAUAGAAAAGGUCUGGUUGCGUUACGUGGACCGUCGGAAAUAGCAACGAGGAGUCACCGAAAGGUACGCCAGGGUAUCGGGCAUUAACUAUGGCGUUGAAAAGAAUACAGAAGGAAUUGAAUGAUUUGCAACGUGAUCCACCAGCACAGUGUUCAGCAGGACCAGUAGGAGAUGACUUAUUUCACUGGCAAGCAACAAUUAUGGGACCGAGUGAUAGUGCCUAUCAAGGAGGAGUGUUUUUUUUGACAAUACAUUUUCCAACGGAUUAUCCUUUUAAACCUCCAAAGGUAGCUUUCACAACAAAAAUAUACCACCCUAACAUAAACAGUAAUGGAAGUAUUUGUUUGGAUAUUUUGAGAUCACAGUGGUCACCGGCAUUAACAGUAUCAAAAGUUUUAUUGUCCAUAUGUUCGUUGCUUUGUGACCCCAACCCAGAUGACCCCUUAGUACCAGAUAUAGCACACAUUUACAAAUCAGAUAAAGAAAAAUAUAACAGACUAGCAAGAGAAUGGACCCAAAAGUAUGCAAUGUAAAGGAAACCCAACAGAACUUUUUUUUUUAAAAGUCACAAAGCACUGUAAAUUCUAGAAUCUAAAAUGUUGAAUUAGGUUAUAUUAUUGAACAAUCCGAACUGUUAACCUGUUUCAAAAAAGGCAACUAUACUUCUCGAGUUGAUGUUUAGUGUUUUGCAAGGGAAAAAUCUGAGUAUUCCAUAAGAAGGCUUAACAGCUUGUUUGAAUUGCAGUUGUUUUUUUUUUUUUCUCUUCAUUAAGCACUUUUGUGUUUUUUUUGAUCUGUAAAGUUAAUUACAAGUAACUGUAAUGCAACUUUAUUGCUGUUAUCAUCCAUAGACUAAAUCUUAUUUACUUCCAUUCAUUGUUUUCUUAUUUUGUUCUUGUAGGUAGUUUCUAAUUUUUUCUUUUUAGAGAUUUUUAUUGUAUAGUAUGAAAGCUAUACUGAAUCUAUUUUUAUUAUUUUGCAUUAAAAGUUAUAAAAAUAAAUUACCUAUGUUGUAUAUUUUGUUUUGUGUCUAAACAUUCUUCGGAAUGACUAAGCAUUAUGUCUCAAAUUUAUAUUUGAGAAUAUUUAAAAACAGUAAAGGCGACGGGGAAAUUGUAUGGUUUAUUGAAAUAACUUGGGUCUCUGGUCCAAUUUAAUGUUUUAAUUAGGACUGAUUAGUAAACAUGUAAAAGUGCAUAUCGUAGUUGUUUUUUUUCUUGUGUAAGAUGAAAAUUCUACAGUACUAAAAUGCAGUAUUUGGUUUUCUUUAACCUAUAAUCUUACUUUUUAUUUAUUUAAUAAAACAAUUUUCUUGCAUUUUU
Molecule: messenger RNA, 1414 nt
Organism: Erpetoichthys calabaricus (reedfish)
Lineage: Eukaryota; Metazoa; Chordata; Cladistia; Polypteriformes; Polypteridae
Gene: ube2d1b
Product: ubiquitin-conjugating enzyme E2D 1b
Exons: 7
Coding region: 182-625 (147 amino acids)
Biological process (GO): ubiquitin-dependent protein catabolic process; protein polyubiquitination
Cellular component (GO): nucleus
Molecular function (GO): ubiquitin conjugating enzyme activity
Source: RefSeq, a predicted model, not a curated record